This is a messenger RNA of Penicillium canescens, 1536 nucleotides long. RefSeq lists its product as uncharacterized. The record is from RefSeq and is a predicted model, not a curated record. The transcript is spliced from 4 exons. Lineage: Eukaryota; Fungi; Ascomycota; Eurotiomycetes; Eurotiales; Aspergillaceae. Bases 1 to 1536 code for a protein of 511 amino acids.
AUGGGAGACACCCUCACCGACAGCAUCCUUUCAAUUCUUAAAGAGCGAGAUAUACUCGCUAAGCGCGAUGCCAUUAAGUCCGCGUUUUGCGGCGCUUCUGGCGACACGGAGUGGGCAGUGAAACACCUCCGACCCGACACCCUGCUAUCAAAAGAGGAACUGGCAUUAUACUCGAGACUCGAAGCCAACGGGGCUCUCCAACCCUUCCUCCGCAACCCCGACCUCCCUGCCACACGCCCUAUUCUCGAAGAUGACCUCCGAGACGCGAUCGAGUUCCUCGAGGCCUCUACAGCCACGAUUCAGAAACAGACAGAGACUUUAAAAUUCCAGUGCGACAGUCUCAAUAAGCAAUUGGGACUAGCGAACAACUUGGAGCAACAGCGAAAUCGGGACGUUGCUCGGCUGCGAAAGAAGCAUGAAGGAGGGAGACAGGAUAUAACAAUGGCGGCUAGUGAGCUCUCGGACGAACUGGAGGCCAAUUUCAGGAACGCGUUGGACAAGUCGGGUACGGAAAGCAAGAGAAUUCUGGCAUCUCUGUCGACCCAGCUAAAACAGGAUGACAAGACCCUUGCUGGUUUGGAGACACUCGUGUCGGGUAUCAAAUAUCGUGGCAAUGAUGCAUCCACGGUGACGCGUACGAAUGACCUGAGUGCCAUGCUGGCAGACUACGUUGCAGAGGAAAUACACUAUCGGCUCGAUCGACUCUACUUGGAAACGGUUCAGGCUGGGGGCACAGUCGCCAAGGCUCCAGCAGGAGAAACCAUUGCUGCACUUGAGGAGGAACUCGAGUCUCUAUACCCGGAGAUUGGGAUAUUAGCCGAGAUGUCGGUUAGGCAGCAAUUCAACGAGCCCAUCCUCAGGGAGCUUCAGAACGAACAUGGCAAGCUGCGAGUGGCGUCGCAGGAGAGUUUGGAGCAGGCACUCGACACGUUAAUCGAAAUGACAUUGUCCAAGCAGGAUUUCACGAAGCACAUGGCAGACCGGCUGUCAUCUUCGGUGCUGUUGGACCAAUUAGCCGCCCUAUAUCAAUCCGAAGCGGGUGAACUCGUCACACAGCCCUCUUCACGGCGAGAUUCACUGCGCCGCCGCUCUUUACAGCCAGGCCUUCUUCUUGCGGCGAAAACCCCUGCGGCGCCUACGAUUGACCAACCUGCCCUAGGAAGUAUUUUGCGGCGUGUUGGUGUGCUCCCCGAAUCUGUGCUCCGGCCAAAAGGCAACGGCGGCACCGGCGGGGUCAGUGAACUUCACGAAAAACGAUUUCAGAUGUCCGAAACACUAGGUAGUCUCAAGGGUGCAGUCGAUUCUCCUUUAGUGGACCACCUGUCGCCAUCCGACAGCGCAUCCCAGCUCCUUCAGUCUGCCUUGACCGCCAGUUGUCAUUAUGAAAUAUCCCUACGGAACUCACCCGAAGAACAAGGAAUUUCAGGCCUCGAGACUGAGAUAGUGAGGCUACAGAGUGGGGUCCAGGGCCUGAACAUGGAUGUUCUUCAUCAGCGUGACAAGGUCCAGGACAAGGUACUUCAAAUGUGGACAUAG